AUGAGAAAAUGGGUGCCCUCAGCGUUGAAAACCCUCAACAUGGCGAUCUCAAUCUGGGGCGGCAGCUCGGUUUGCGGCAGCAACGUCAUCCAGCUGGGCAAGGCGGUCGGCUUCCGGAUCGUCACCGCCUGCUCCCCGCACAGCUUUGACUGUAAACCACCCACUAUUCGCGAGGAUGUGGCCGCCGAACUCGGCAAGGGCGUCAUCUACAUGGCCGUGGGCCAAAACGCCACGACCUACCAGGUCCCCGAGAGCAUCGAGGAGAAGAUGGGGUUCGGCAAGGGAAGCGCCGAGAAUAUGGCAAGAGAGGUGCUAGACACUUUCAAGAAGGGGUUCCCGUUCAAGAAGAUUGCCUUCGAGGCUGUGUAG
Molecule: messenger RNA, 369 nt
Organism: Durotheca rogersii
Lineage: Eukaryota; Fungi; Ascomycota; Sordariomycetes; Xylariales; Xylariaceae
Exons: 3
Coding region: 1-369 (122 amino acids)
Source: RefSeq, a predicted model, not a curated record